AUGGUGAAGCUUCAGGCUGCGACAGUCUCCACCAAGCAAGCUUCUAACAAGAGGAAGCGCAACACCAACCAGAAGUGUAAUAAGGCAGGAGUUGAUGUUGGCGAAGUCGCUGUUGUAACAACCAAGACGCAUGAUGGUGGCAAAAAACCUCGCCGAGCUCCGAAAGACGAAGCCUUCACCACGAAACCCUCGCUUGUGCGACGGGAAUCUUCUAACGUGGUUGAAACUACCAUUCCAUGGCCAGAAGAGUUUACCAAACUAUCUCAGACACAUCACGCCUUAAAUCUUGUCUACACAUUCUUCUGCACUCGAAAACACCUGGCCACGACUGUUGAUAACAUCAAGAAGGCUGUCGAGAGUCACAUCAAGCGAGAGCUUUUGAUUGAGGACAUUGCCAAAAUCAAGGCCCUAGUGCCUCGCGCCGUCAAUUUUACCUAUGUCAAUGAGUCGACCCUACAGGUCACUGUUUCAGGCGAAGACGGUGGAAUUAAAAAUGGCCGAGCUAAAUCAUUCCGGUCUUUGGAUCUUGAUGCGGAGAACCCAUCAGAAGAGGGGGCAGUAGAAGGCAUCGACGAAGAGGUCUUGCUCUUCGAGUUCAUUGAUGGAGAUCUGAAGCGUCAAGUAACCCACGCGAAGACUGGGGAGCCGACGAAACCCUUCCGAAAAUUGCGAGAGGAAGACUUGAAGAUGCCUGUCUUCAGCCAAAAGCAAAUGAUCAAACUGAUUGAGAAGCGAAAUAAGAAGUUUAUAUCAGCCAUCAAUGCCUUCUUAAACCAGUGUGAUGCUGACUGUGUUGACCCUCUUCCUCAUCUUUCUGCGCUUCACAAAGAUCAUUUGCCCAAAAAAUCAAGCCAUGAUGAUACUGUACCCUCGCCGCAACCGGCUGUCCCACCGCCUUCGAUACCCAGCGAAAGGGAAAGUAUAGCAACAAUAAUUACAGAUAUCAAAGCUAAUGAAUGGUACACUGGUCAGAUUGUUCCAGAUGGCCACCGAAUUUUCGACCCUCAACCUCCAAUUUAUGGUGAUCUCGAAUUCCAGCUCUCCCAAAAUCUUGUCAACGCUUUGUACAAUACACAAGGCAUUACCCAACUUUACGCUCACCAGGCAGAAGCGAUCAAUAAUCUCUACAACGGCAAUAACGUGAUUGUAGCGACGUCCACAAGCUCUGGCAAGUCCUUAAUCUACCAGAUACCCAUGCUUCAUGAGUUGGAGUGUGAUUCAGAUGCUCGGGGCAUGUACAUCUUCCCAACUAAGGCCCUUGCUCAAGAUCAGAAACGCAGCAUGAAAGAGCUUCUAGAUUGUAUGCCCGGCUUCGAGGAUGUUCUCGUCGAUACUUUCGACGGUGACACAGCCAUGCCAGAUCGCAACUACAUCCGUGAUGAGGGCAGGAUUAUCUUUACUAACCCCGACAUGCUACAUAUCACAAUUCUUCCACAAGAAGACAAAUGGCGAUCAUUCCUGAAGAACUUGCGAUUUGUUGUGGUGGAUGAGUUGCAUGUCUACAACGGACUCUUCGGUGCGCACGUGGCUUUUAUCAUGCGAAGAUUGAGGAGAAUUUGUGCAGCGGUUGGGAACCGUCAUGUCAAAUUUGUGUCUUGCUCUGCUACCGUUGCGAACCCCGAAGAGCAUAUGAGAACUAUUUUUGGCGUUGAUAAGGUCAUGUUGACAGACUUCGACGGCUCGCCAUCUGGAAGAAAAGAAUUCAUAUGUUGGAACACCCCCUUCAAGGACCCCAAGGAUCCUUCAUCUGGCCGAGGAGAUACCAUGGCAGAAACGGCACGAUUAUUUUGUCAAUUGAUUCUACGAGGUGUCAGGGUCAUAGCUUUCUGCCGAAUCAGAAAACAGUGUGAGGUUCUUAUCACCGCUGUUCGGAAUGAGGCUACCAAUCUGGAGAGAGACGAUCUUGCAGCUCGGACAAUGGGCUAUCGUGGAGGCUAUGCACCUCAGGAUCGGCGGAGGAUUGAGCGCGAGAUGUUCGAGGGAAAGCUCAUGGGAAUCAUCGCGACCAAUGCACUAGAGUUAGGCGUCGACAUCGGCUCUCUUGAUGCUGUUCUGACUGUCGGCUUCCCCUAUACCAUCGCCAAUUUACGCCAACAGAGUGGAAGGGCUGGACGUCGAAAUAAAGACUCCCUCUCCAUCCUUGUUGGCGACUGCUUCCCAACUGAUCAAUACUACAUGGAAAACCCAGAUGAAAUUUUUACAAAGCCAAAUUGCGAGCUACAAGUUGACCUGCAGAACAUGCUUGUUCUAGAGGGCCAUAUUCAGUGCGCGGCCUUUGAAUUGCCCAUACGCCCAGAUGACGACAGUUCAUACUUUGGCAAACAGCUACCAGAGAUAGCCGAAGAAAGAAUGGUCAAGGAUCCACUUGGCUUCUAUCAUUGUAACGCGCGGUUUCGACCACAACCGUCUAGGUGUGUGGCCAUUCGUGACACUGAAGAUGGCCAUUUCGCUGUGAUUGACAUAAGUAACGGUCGUAACAUCGUCCUUGAAGAGGUUGAACCUUCCCGGGCGUUCUUCACCAUCUACGAAGGCGGUAUAUUCCUUCACCAAGGUUACACAUACCUCGUGAAAGAAUUCUCUCCAGAGGAAAAGUAUGCCAAGGUCAUGCUGGUAAAAGUUGACUGGACUACGCAGCAGCGUGAUUUUACUGAUGUCGACCCUAUCGAGACCGAAGCUAUUCGGCGCAUCCCGGAAUCACUUUCUCGGGCAUACUAUGGAGCCAUCAAAAUCCGGCAGACUGUCUUUGGGUUCUUCAAAGUCGACAAAAAACGUCGGAUCCUUGAUGCUGUUCAGGUAGACAAUCCUCCGAUAGAGAUUUUCUCGAAAGGGAUGUGGCUUGACGUUCCCAAAAGUGCACUUCUAAUCCUCAAUUCUCGGCGCCUUAACGUUGCGGGUGCUAUUCAUGCAGCGGAGCACACUAUGAUGAGUUUGAUGCCCCAGUUCGUAAUAAGUAUGCCUGGGGAUGUGCGCACGGAAUGUAAAAAUGCGCUGAAGGAGUUUGCGACGAAGGAAACAUCUCGUAAACGUCCAGCCCGACUGACCUUCUACGACACCAAAGGAGGUGCUGGUGGAUCUGGCAUUGCGGGCAAAGCCUUUGAAUUCAUUGAUCUGCUGCUAGUUCGUGCAUGCGAGAGAGUCGCUGCCUGCCAUUGUCUCGAAGGUUGCCUAUCCUGUUGCUGUAGUGAGAGCUGCAAGGAAAAGAACUUGGUCAUGUCUAAGGCCGGUAGCGAGGUCAUCCUUAAAUGUCUAAUGGGGAAAGAAAGGGAUAUAGAUUUAGAUGCUCUCCCUUGGGGCCCCGAGGACGAAAAAGUACCAGCAGGAAUUGAGACUGUUGUUGAAGCACGUGAGAUUCGGCCUGCAAGGGGAAAACGGAUCGAAGAAAUAAUGGUGCAAAGAAGCGGAGGUACGGUACAGUCUGUUGUACUCUCGCAGAUUGGAGACGCUGGAGAGGAUAUGGUGGAAGUCAAAGAGGAGCCUGUUGACUCGUGA
Bacidia gigantensis is the source of this 3489-nucleotide messenger RNA. RefSeq lists its product as uncharacterized. Gene Ontology annotation, molecular function: nucleic acid binding; ATP binding. The transcript has 3 exons. NCBI's taxonomy places the organism in Eukaryota, Fungi, Ascomycota, Lecanoromycetes, Lecanorales, Ramalinaceae. The record is from RefSeq and is a predicted model, not a curated record. The coding region runs from base 1 to 3489 and encodes 1162 amino acids.